Messenger RNA from Cutaneotrichosporon cavernicola, 570 nucleotides. RefSeq lists its product as uncharacterized. The record is from RefSeq and is a predicted model, not a curated record. Gene Ontology annotation, cellular component: endosome. NCBI's taxonomy places the organism in Eukaryota, Fungi, Basidiomycota, Tremellomycetes, Trichosporonales, Trichosporonaceae. The transcript is spliced from 5 exons. The coding region runs from base 1 to 570 and encodes 189 amino acids. Gene Ontology annotation, biological process: vacuolar transport.
AUGUUCCAGAACGUCUACUACGAACGAAAAGUCGGCACCUCGCAACCGUGUUAUGUCUGUCGCCGACCCACUACCACCGUGUUGGCCACGCUCAAGACGGAAGACUUUCUGUAUACUUGCCAAGGGCAUUUGACUGAUGUAGGGUUCGCAACGCUAAUCGCGGCGCCAUCGGGACCGAGCGCCGACGAUAUUCGUAAAGUUGUGGACGAGUACCGUGCGCGAGAGACCAGGCGGACUGAGACCAAGGCUGAGAAGGACGACAAGGACGACAAGGACAAGGACAAGGAGAAGAAAGAGAAAGAGAGCGGCGGGUUGUUGUCGUACCUCCCCUCCCUGCCCGGGUUUGGGCACGAGGAGAAGGAGAGCUCGUCGCCCAAGUCUCCUCGUUCGCCUGCCCCCGUUACUCCCGUCAAUGUCCCGUCGUCCCCUGCCCCGCCGGCACAUCGCAAGUUUGCGCUGCACCGCGCCAUCUUCUCCAGCCGACAGGGGGAGCUCGCGCGCAAGGCUCAAACCGCCAGAGCCAAGGAGGUGUCCAAGACACUGCCGCAGGCGCCUCGAGGCUCGUUCUGA